Messenger RNA from Raphanus sativus (radish), 1449 nucleotides. RefSeq lists its product as uncharacterized. NCBI's taxonomy places the organism in Eukaryota, Viridiplantae, Streptophyta, Magnoliopsida, Brassicales, Brassicaceae. The coding region runs from base 309 to 797 and encodes 162 amino acids. The transcript has a single exon. The record is from RefSeq and is a predicted model, not a curated record.
GAAAAUAAUCGUUUCAAAUUUAUCUACAAGAGAUUAAAAUUAAUUUCUUACCAAAAUAAAACAAACUCAACCCAUAUGAAAAGAUCGCCAUAAUUACAUAUUUUUUGAAUAAACCCAAAUAUUCCUCUGCAAAUUAUAAGAGAAAAAAAAAAGAGGAGAAACUUGUUGUAGCAGUUGAACUAGAAAAAAAAAGAGACAGAGCAACGAAUCCAACAUCACAAACACAACAAAACACAAUCUGUGUGUUGCUAUCUCAUUGGUCUUCUUCUUCUUCAAUCUUCUAUUCUUUAGCUUCUUGAUCCCAAAAAAUGGCUGUCUCUUCCCAAGAGUUUAGCUUUCCGUUGCUCGCUUCCCAAGACUCUUCCCACUUUGCCGGCGGCAUCGAUUCACCUCCACUGUGGAAACACUCGCCGGAUAAAUCCCGCCGGGGAGAUCACGACAGAGGUUUGGAGAAGGAAGUUGGUAACGAUCAGACGAAGAGCUUCUCUUACGUGGAGAGGAAAAGUCUUUGGAGCGAUAAAAAAGAGGAGAAAAUGGAUAUGUUGUGGGAAGUUCUCAACGAGGAGCUUCCGCAGAGAAGCCAGAGCCUUAGGAUCGAUCCCGGCGGAGGUGUCGGUGAGAAGAAAACGUCUUUGUUUCCCGACGACAGCUCCGCCGUGGUGGCCGUGGAGCGCGGGAUGAAGUUAACGAAGAAGAAGAUGAGUCCUAACGUGUUGGUGUUGAUUAGGGUUUUGAAGAAGCUUCUUGUUAUGCGGAGUUCAUCUCGGAGAUCGCCGGUGAAAACUCAUCCACGGUGAGGAGAGGGGGGGGUUGUUAGAAUUCACAAGUUUCGGGGCUUUUAUGGAGAAAGAAGAAAUAAUUUGUGUUUAAAACAAAGUUACAUUUGUCGUGUGGCUGGUUCUCAACAAUUAACUUUAGGUCCCUGAGUUUGAAGAACAUAUUUGGAUUUUGAAGAGUCUUUUUUGUUUGUUUGUUUCUUGUCUUUUUUCUCUUGCUUUCUGCGUGGGGUUUGGUCUGAAUAUGUAUGAAUUUUAUAAGGUGAAAAGUGUAAAAGGGUUAGAAUAAGAGGGUUCUCCUGGGUAUUUUUAUGUUUCAAACAAAGGAAAGUUAAAAGGUUUUUUUUUUUUUGGUAAAAUGUUAAAUAAAGUUAAAAGGUUUCCAAGGAAAGUAUUGUUAUUUUAUCAUUUUACCGCCAGAAAACUUUCAACUUAUUCUAUUUGAAACAUUCCAUUAGGUGUUGAUUUGAUAUUUGCCUUUUUAUGAUAGAUUUGAUAUCACUAAUAAAUGUGUGAUCGUACUGAUAGAUAUAGUACUUGUAAAUUCUCUAAUCAAUAGAAAGAUGUAUAUAUGGUAUAGCGCAUAUUCGUAAAACGAUUUUAUAAGUGAUAAUUAUAUUUGUAUUACGAGGAUUCAUGUAUGAUUGAAUCGCCUUAGAUCACUAUAUUAAAC